AUGCAGAGCAGCGCGUACGGGGCCUCGUUAGCCGGUGGAGCUUUCGACUUAGAGAACUUCGUGAAACAGCCGCAGACCGUGCUGCGCUGCCUAUGCUGGGUGAGUGAGAGAGAGAGAGAGUCACGGAAAUGAUAACGUUCGUCAGUUAGCACCAAAAGCUAGCAGCUGUCACAGCGUAACGUUUAUCUAUGCGGGCAGUUUGUGAGUUUGUGAGGUUUACAAGCAGAUAACAGCUUAAAGAUAGCGAGAGCUAACUUUAAAUGUGCGGUAAAAUCUUUUAAAGGUGACAUAAAAGACGUUAUUUCUGAAGCUAAAGCUGUGCUGCAUGCUCAGUGCUGUGUCACAGUGUAAACGGCUGCUUCUCUGCUGCUUCUAAUGUGCAUUAGGGAAAGUUCAGCCUCACAUAUUGACAUUUUAUCUUAAAACUGUAUUGUUAAAGGCAUUCUCAUGUUAAAAUGUCCUUUUACAGAACAGCUUUUUAGCAGUUAUAUGCAAGAAUAGUAAUAAUAAAACAAAUAUUGUACCAGUUGAAUAGCGUAUAAUAGAUAAAAAAUAUAUAUGUACGUGAAGUAGUGACUGUUAUUUAACUGUAAGUUUUGUUUGAGCUCCAGUACUCUGCACAAUUACUUUGAAAGUGAAAAUGAUAGAGAUAAGAACAAUUUUUAACCUCUCUAAACAACUUAUACACACCUUAUCAGAGGUUUUGUCACUUUCUGAACACCUGAGGCUCUGAGGGAGGGACAGAGACCAUUACACACUAAAAAAAAGUCAAUAAUACAGAACAGAAAGUUGGUUUCUACUCUGGUUUCUACAAAGUUGGUUAUAAAAAUGCUUGGAAACAUCUUUUUACUUGUCUUAAUCCACCAAAAAACAACCUAUCUAUAGUCUCAAAUCUUUAAUCUACCAGAUAAUGGCUGAAUGAUUGCCUGGUUUCAGAUCAUUUUUGCAGAAUUCCCCUUUUUUAUUGGUUUCAUAUUCAUAUAAUACAAUAAUACUAUAUGUCCAAGCAAUAUAAGGCUGAGCAGAAAGUUGGUUUCUACAAAGUUGGUUCUUUUUACUUGAUUUUAUCCACUAAAAAGCAACCUAUCCACAGUCUCAGAUCUCUAAUCUACCAGAUCGUGACUGACUGAUAUGCCACUGUUGUCUAGUUUUGUGUUAAAAUCUGCUCAGGUAGCGUCAGAUGUUGCGUGUUUUCACACCUCACUCACAGUGUUAAACUCGAUCAGGUGUUCAGGACAUUCUUGCAGAAUUUCCCUUUUUUUUUAUCGGUUUCAUAUUGAUAUGAUUUAACGCAGAUUAGUUGUCUCCUUAUAGUGAAAGCUUCUUGUGAUGUGGAUCAUGUGAUCAGAAUCAUGUGGCCCCCACGCUGCCUCUUGACUUGAAACAUGCAUUUUUUCACCUCCUUCCUCCCCCCUUGACAUUAACCCUUUGUGUGCCCUCUUUGUAGUUGUUCUCCAUCGUGGUUUUUGCAACCAUCACCGCAGAGGGCUACGUCAACUCGCCAACCAAGCAGAACCCUGAGUGCAUGUUUAAUGAUAAUGACAGCGCCUGCAGCUAUGGGGUAGGAAUCGGAGUCUUGGCCUUCUUGGCUUGUGUUGUCUUCCUUGUGCUGGAUGCCUACUUCCCACAGAUCAGCAAUGCCAAAGAGAGAAGAUAUAUCGUCACAGCAGAUUUGGGCUUCUCAGGUAGGUUUGUUUAAGACAGACAGAGAAACAGGAACUGCACUUCAGCUGCAUAUUUUAACCCUGAUUAUUUGUUUUUCCUCUUUUGAUCAUCUGAAUCGUGGGACAGCGGUCUGGACUUUCCUCUGGUUCAUCUGCUUCUGUGUCCUGGCCAACCAGUGGUCCAAAACCACCAACACUGCUGUCCAAGGCGAUGCUGCACGGGCCGUCCUUACCUUCUCCUUCUUCUCAAUUAUCACCUGGGUGAGACUCUCGCCGCUUUGACAAUUUGACUAACAAAACCCGUUUAUGAUACUUAACUUUGCCCUGUGCGUCACCUUACAGCCUCACAUGCUCUGUUUUUUCUCUCUGCAGGCUCUGCUGUCCUACUUUGCCCUUGGACGGUAUCGCCAAGGCGUCAGUGACUUUGACCAGGACUACAGAGACCCUGCGCACGACCACACCUCUCCAUUCCCUCCUGGUCCGUACGCCAGCAGCAGCAGCGGCCCUCCAGGCUACCAGCAGUCGCCUUUCUCCCACAACCAGGAGCAGCCAGGGGAGUACCAGCCUCCAGCUUAUUAA
This is a messenger RNA of Xyrichtys novacula (pearly razorfish), 2243 nucleotides long. The record is from the annotation of a GenBank genome assembly. Lineage: Eukaryota; Metazoa; Chordata; Actinopteri; Labriformes; Labridae.